Messenger RNA from Colletotrichum spaethianum, 1620 nucleotides. RefSeq names its product protein PNS1. Gene Ontology annotation, biological process: transmembrane transport. The transcript has 3 exons. The coding region runs from base 1 to 1620 and encodes 539 amino acids. Gene Ontology annotation, cellular component: plasma membrane. The record is from RefSeq and is a predicted model, not a curated record. Gene Ontology annotation, molecular function: transmembrane transporter activity. NCBI's taxonomy places the organism in Eukaryota, Fungi, Ascomycota, Sordariomycetes, Glomerellales, Glomerellaceae.
AUGUCGCAACCAUACGGCCAGUCGGCUGGCUACUACGGCGGCCAGCCUCCACAGCCGCCCUACGAUCCCAAGUACGCGCAACAGUACAAUAACAACAACAACAACAACGGCUACCAGCAAGAUUACCAGCAGGGCUACGCUCAGCCGCCGCCGCAAGGAUACGACAAUGGCAGCAAUGGGUACGGAUACAAUGCGCCGCCUCAGGGCUACGACCCGGAGAAGUACACCUUCGAGGAGGCUUUCAAGAUCGACAAGCCCAAGUGGAAUGAUCUCUGGGCCGCCAUUCUGUUCAUCGCCGUCUUCCUUGGCUUCGCCGCCGUCUCGGGCCUGACGAUAUCGGGUUACUCUGCGACCAAGAACCUCAAUGGUGGCGGAAUCUACGACGGCGGCAACACCUUUGGCCUCAGCACAAACACCAUUGUCCUCUUCGCAUUCGUCCUCGCUGUCGCCAUUGUCUUGAGUUAUGCCUAUGUUUGGAUGGCCCGCCUCUUCCCCAAGGCCUUCAUUUGGGUCACCGGCAUCCUGAACAUCGUCUUCGCCUUCGUCACCGCAAUCUACAUGCUCUCGCGCCGCUACUACUCUGGUGGCAUCGUGUUUCUGAUCUUUGGCGUCUUUCUCAUUAUCGCCUUCAUCAGCUGGAUCCCGCGCAUCCCCUUCUCCGCCCUCAUGCUCAAGACCUCCAUCAAGGUCUCCAAGCAGUACGGUCACGUCUACCUCGUUUCGUUCUUGGGAGGCAUGCUCGGCGCUGCUUUUGCGGCAUGGUAUUCCGUCACUCUCGUUGCGACUUACUCCAAGUACCAACCAUCGCCGAACAACCCACAAUGCAGCAACGGCCAGUGCAGUCAGGGCAAGGUCAUUGGGUUGAUUGUCUUCAUCACUUUCGCCAUGUACUGGAUCUCAGAGGUCCUCAAGAACGUCAUCCACGUCACUAUUUCGGGCGUCUACGGCUCAUGGUACUUCUGCGUCAACAACUUUCCCAAGGGCGCCACCCGCGGCGCGCUGAAGCGUUCGUUGACCUACAGCUUCGGCUCCAUCAGCUUUGGUAGCUUGAUCGUCGCCAUCAUCAACUUCCUCCGCCACCUUUGCUCUGUCGCUAGGUCGCAAGCUGCCGGGGACGGCAACAUUGUCGGCUACGUCCUCUUCUGCAUCCUGGGCUGCCUCAUCUCGUUGCUGGACUGGGCUGUCAGCUUCCUGAACCGAUACGCCUUCUCUCACAUUGCGCUUUACGGCAAGGCCUAUAUCCCCGCCGCAAAGGACACAUGGAAAAUGAUCAAGGACCGCGGCAUCGACGCCCUUAUCAACGAAUGUCUCAUUGGCCCCGUCCUCUCUUUCGGUGCCACCUUCAUCGGCUACGCCUGCGCGUUCCUUGCCUACCUCUACAUGGUCUUCACCAACCCUGCUUACAACCAGAGUGGCAAUUACACACCCGUCGUCGUUGCCUUCUCCUUCCUCAUCGGCCUCCAAAUCGCCAACGUCUUCACGACGCCCAUCUCGAGCGGUAUCGACACAAUCUUUGUUGCUUCGGCUUGGGACCCUCAGGUGUUGAUGCGCGAUCACCCUCAGCUCUAUGAUGAGAUGAUCCGAGUUUAUCCUCAUGUCCAACAGGCUAUCCACGCCUAA